GGCGUUCCCUAGAUGGCGCUCGUCGUCGUUGGCGCUGCGCAUGCUCGCGCUCGGGGGGCGGCGCGCGCAGCCGCGGUUCUAGCCGCGGGCCGCCGUUCUGUGCCGCCAUGGGGACUCUUGGCCGCGCUGAGCAGGCUGCUUCGCCAGGAGAGCCCCGGGCGAGCAGCCGCGGCUGAACAGCGAGGCCGGCCCCCCCGAGGGAUGGUGCGCUCGGCGCGGCGCGCUCUGCUGUAGGCCGUCGCGCUGCCAUGUCCACGCGCAGCCAGGACCCCGCCGCCGUGCCGCUGGCCGGCUCGAGUGGACUCCAGCAGCGCCGCUUCACCGGAAGAUCUGCCGAUCGUGCCGCUUCUCCCGAAGGUACGGGAAACAAAGGGUCCGACAACGAUGACGUGGACGAAGAGACAGAAGUUAAAAAUUUCAAGUAUUGGGCAAACAAAAUCGGGCACGUGUUCAAGAAAGUGCGGCAGACCAAGAAACGAAGAAAAAGCAGCUACGGAUCCCUGUUCUCCUCAUUAGACAGCGAGAUUGAUGAAUUAGAAGGCCCAACUGUGCACUACAAGCCAGAAGCAAUUGAAACGCUGUGUCAGCUCACUAAAUUCAAUAAGCGAGAGCUGCAGCUAAUGUACAGAGGCUUUAAACAGGAAUGCCCGUCUGGGAUGGUUAAAGAGGAGACGUUUAAGAUAAUCUACUCACAGUUCUUCCCAAGAGGUGCAGAUGCUAGUCAGUAUGCUCAUUUCGUCUUCAAUACCUUUGACCAGGACCACACUGGGGCAAUAACAUUCACGGACUUUGUCAUUGGACUGUCUGUGCUUUCCCGGGGUUCACUCCAAGAGAAACUCCGGUGGACAUUCAAUCUCUACGACAUCAAUGGCGAUGGCUACAUCACCAAAGAUGAGCUUGCUCGGAUUGUUAAGGCUGUUUACGACCUCAUGGGAAAGGCUGUGGAACCCAUGGUGGAAGAAAACACAACAAGGGAACACGUUGAAAGGGUGUUUCAGAAGCUCGACCUCAAUAAGGAUGGCGUUGUCACAAUUGAUGAAUUUAUGGAUUCUUGUACAAAGGAUGAGAACAUUUCAAAGUCCAUGUCCGUAUUGGACACUAUUCUGUGAUGCUGCAAAUGUGUAAAAAAAAAAUGAGCAGCUGAAUUCUUUGUUCAACGGCGAGUGCACACGAGAGCGGAUGCUGUAGGCAGUCAGAAAGUACAGCCCUAGUGGCCCUGCUCAUCGGUGCCUAGUCUCAAGCCAGCGCUCCAUCAAGACAGCAACAGCGCGAGUGACCCAUAACUCGUACCUCCUCAAGUGCCAAGUUACCAUUGUGGGUCUUUGCAGCAGGUUGCUGUGUGCAUGGGGAUAAGCUGAGGUUGGCUGGUACUUGCUGCUGAACAUCCGAAGCGUGUGGAACAGUGUGCGCCGUUUUUCGGUUUUAAUGUUGCCAGGGUAUUGGCAGUUGAAUUUUGGAACUGUGAAUAAACAUGCCAAACAGGCAGGUCUGUGACCAGCCUUGCUUGGUGGGGCGAAAUUCUUCCACAGCGAAAGUAAUCAGUGAACUGUUGCACUUUGCCAUUAUAUCAUUGCUUUUCUUGGCUGUCAUAUCUCUGAUUGCAUCUUAAUUGUCUCCUGAGUUGCGCAUGGCUCUCUGCUUUCUCUUGGCUUGGUUAGGUUAGAAAUUUUCACGCAAGUGACGUUUUAUUUCUUGGUACCAGGCCACACUGCUCACAGAAAUCAUUUAAUGAAUACUGGUGGCUGGUAUAUUUCUUGUACUUACUAUGUAGCAGAGAUAACAUCAUUUGGGCUUUGAAAUUCUGUAGGAAGAAAGGAUCCACCCCUGGGUAAAGAAGGUAGCAAGUCCUUGUACCUGACUCAUUGCACAUUCUACGGUCACCUGCUGCUUGUGCUUCUAUAUCAUUUUCUUUUUGGCUGGCAUAUUGAUAACAGCUUACAGGAAAGCAUUUCUUUUGGUUAACAUAAGCAUCAAGUGUAGCUGAGCCCCACAUCUGUGCGAGACAUAUUAAUAAUGAUUAUUAGUCAUAUUAAUUACUACAAAUAAUCAAUGACAUAGUAAAUAAUUAAACAAUUAUUACAACCAAACAUUUAAUUGAAAAUUAAUUAAAAUGACAUUAAUUAACCAAAAUAAUCAUCACUGGCUUCUCUUUUUAAUCAUAGUAACCAGACUAACUGUAUUAACACAAGUUUAAGCACCCCCCUUUUCCAUGUCCUGGAGCCUCAAACUAGGGCAGGAUGCCAAGAACAGAAGUAUGGAUACUCAUGUUCAACAGUCUGCCUUUCUUCUCAUUUAACUUUAUUGAAAGAGAGGUGUGGGUUUGAGGGGUGCUUCGCAUCAUUGUGAACGUGAAUUCAUAUUCAUGCAAUACUUUAUUUUAUUCAGAUACAUUCCAUGCAUUUUACAUAUUGGAAUCGCAUUCUCUCUGCCUAAGUUCAACUGCCUAAGACAAUUUUUGCAACUGAAAUUAAAUGCCAGCCUUAUUUUUUUUUUCUUGUAGAGCAUGCACUCUUGCAUAAUUUUUGUACACUUUUGGGACAAGUAAAGACAUGCUUCUUAUUUCACAGUCAGACACUUAUGUGCGCUAUUACAUACACUUAAUUUAUUAUGUGCUGGUGUGAAUCCUCUCCUGUUAUGGCACAAGCAGAGGUAGGCGCUCAAGGUAUCUUCACAUCUGUUUUACUAGAAGCUGCAACAGACUACAGGUGAUUUUAAUAAGGUGUGUCCCAGAUUAAUUUCUAACUUUGGUGGAUUGGAAUGUGCCAUAAGAAGUAAUACUGUAAAAAAAUCAGCCCAUAAUAUUUUGGCCUUUGUUAUGUGCAUUAGACACUACUUACUUCUAUUUUUUUUAUUUUUUCCACCAAUGUCCUUUUUGUUAUGUUCACCUAUACUCUGUUAUCCACUGCUGAGUGUAUAUGUACAUUGUUUCAGGUGGUAACUUUCAUUCUUUAACACGCAGUUUCUGACCAGGAAAAUGCUGGUCUGUACUUAAUGCUUCCGUGCCCUUCACUGUACAAGGGCCUCACUGAGGUGAUGUCAAUGUGGAAUUGAUGUGCCAUUUCAACCGAGCAAGCCCAUCAGUGGUGGGUAUGUGCAUCACAGGCGUGUUCUUGGCUGCUGUCUACCGGUCAGGGCAGCAUUGCACACUCUACAUAUCUCACUUUGUUCAUGCUUUGCCAGAUUGGUGCAUGUCGGCACAAGCGGUUCCUUCGGGAUGGUCGAAGGGCAGCAAAGUGCCCCUUUUGGGAAUCUUCCAUGUGAGAAGUACACUGCUGACAGAUGAAAGGUUGGCUUAACAAAGUGCAUUGCCAUGACCUUGCCAGGUGGCAAGCCUUUUCAUUUAAAUGACCUUGCAAAUACUCUAAUUUAUUUUUCUUCCAUUUUAGAUAUUAAAGUAUACUUUGACGCAGCUUUUUGCCUGGCUCAGCAUAAGAAUGAAAGUGUGUUAUUACAAAUGACCCAGCAGCUGUUUGCUGACACAUAGUGGUUACAUUGUUUCGAAAGCUCGAAUGGGUCUUGUUUGUACACACAUUGAUAUAUAAAUAUAUAUAUAUAUAUAUAUAAAUAUAUACAUAGCAGAGCAAUCAUACAGUGGGCCAAGGACUUUGUUUCAGAGAAGCAAAUGCCACUGUCUGCCAAACAAUGUUUCUCCCUUUGAAGUACUGGAUUACAGUGAAGACAUGUUUAUGUUUUGCGCGUAGAUAGGUUUACAAAUGUUUCCCUCUUCAGCCUUGUGAAAAAGUUGGUCAUCUGCGAAUAUGGUCUGCAACUAGAAGUGUCACUACUGUUGGAAAACUUCUCAUGCCAUGGAGUAUGUUUGUCAUAGUGCAGCUGUUACUGUAUGAAUGUCAUUUCCCAUGUUUCGUCGGCAAUCAGGAGUAUGUGCUCCACUCUUCAUUAGCCAAUUUUUACGUAAAGAGAUUGAUGCAUGUAAACUGCUCCCCGUUUCUCUCUUCUAUACAUGCUAAAUUUUAUAACUAUAAUCUCUUUAGGCUGUAGGAGACUCAUUUAUUUCCAUGCUUCAUCUAUUUCAAUGCAGCAUUUCCUAAAUUUAAGCUGGGUGAACAUGGCCCUUAUUUUUUUGUGCACACUUUUUUUUUUCAACAGUAGAGUUGUGCGAUGGUUCACCUAAAGAGGUGUAAAGGCCUGUUUCUUGUGCUAAUACCAUUUUUCUGAUUUAAAUCAUUGGUGUUUAAAGCACUGUGCAGAUUCUUUUGGUUUAAUUUUCCUUGCAGCUCAUUGGUGUAAUGCAGUAGCUGAUGUUUUCUUCCUUUUCUUUCCACAAGUGUAAAAAGGGUCUCUUGUUCCACGUGAUAAAAUGCUCUGUUGAGAUAUUUUUUGCAAGUGCUGUCUUGGUGACAACACAAAAACUGGAGCAGUGUUUCUUUCAGCACUUCAGCCAUUUGUAUUUGGUACAUUUCAAUUGUAAUAAAUUCUAAUGUAUAUGUAUAUAUGAUAAAGCUACAAAACAAACAGACUGCAACAACUGUGUCAUAAAAUUUCCUUACUCAAACA
Molecule: messenger RNA, 4515 nt
Organism: Rhipicephalus sanguineus (brown dog tick)
Lineage: Eukaryota; Metazoa; Arthropoda; Arachnida; Ixodida; Ixodidae
Product: Kv channel-interacting protein 4
Exons: 8
Coding region: 249-1109 (286 amino acids)
Biological process (GO): regulation of potassium ion transmembrane transport
Cellular component (GO): voltage-gated potassium channel complex
Molecular function (GO): calcium ion binding; potassium channel regulator activity
Source: RefSeq, a predicted model, not a curated record